AUGUCGAUCCUGCGCCUGAUCUCUAUCCGGUCGUGUCGCGAAUUAAACGACACCCAACUGAAGGAUCACCUUCACAAAUCCAUCAGUGAGAUAGAAUCACUACUCCAAAGCGUGCAGAAAGAGAUCCAAAUCGACAGGAAAGCGUUACGAAGUAUACCCUUCGUACCCAACGCCACGAAAACCGACUUGGACCUUACAGAAAAAGGGUGGGACGAUACUCCACAGAAGAAAACCACUUUAGCUGUUCCUGCCACUAUUCCCAUAAUACACCAGCGUACUCCUUUGACACGACGUAUAACCUCUAAGUGUCCCAUACCUGAGGAGACAGCAUCUUCAAAGUUCUCGCAUUUCGAGCAGAUGCCAAUAUACUACUAUCAACAUCCCGAACCUCGUUUGGAGUACGAAUAUCCUCCAAGAUUAACUCCAAAAUUUUAUGAAUCCGAGGAGUAUUACGUGGCUCCGGGUUUAACUUUUACUUUUACAUUCGUUCCUAAAAAACCAACUUAUCCUACUAUGGAUUUUAAACAGUAUCCAGAUGUAUCUAGGCCGUUUCUUUCGACACCUUCUCAUUCUGGGUCACCUUCGAAACCUUAUCCAAUCACGCCCAUGCAUCCAGUGCCGUCUGUGACUACUCACCCAGCCUUGCCUGUAUAUCCUUACCCAGAGCAGACUGUACAUCCUCCUCACCCAGAGACGCCAAAACCUCCUCAUUCACCAGAUCCUCCUCACCCAGAGACGUCAAAACCUCAUCAUUCGCCAGAUCCUCCUCACCCAGAGACGUCAGAACCUCCUCAUUCGCCAGAUCCUCCUCACCCAGAGACGACAGAACCUCCUCAUUCGCCAAAUCCUCAUCACCCAGAAACGACAGAACCUCCUCACCCAGAGACGACAGAACCUCCUUACCCAGAGACGUCAGAACCUACUUACCCAGAGACUUCAGAACCUACUUACCCAGACCCACCACCACCCGUGCAUCCUCACCCAGAGCCACCCUUUUAUCCUCACCCAGAGCCACCCGUGCAUCCUCACCCAGAGCCAUCCGUGCAUCCUCACCCAGAGCCACCCGUGCAUCCUCACCCAGAGCCACCCGUGCAUCCUCACCCAGAGCCAUCCGUGCAUCCUCACCCAGAGCCACCCGUGCAUCCUCACCCAGAGCCACCCGGGUAUCCUCAUCCCGAGCCACCCGGGCAUCCUCAUCCCGAGCCACCCGUGCAUCCUCACCCAGAGCCACCCGUGCAUCCUCACCCAUUGCCACCCGUGCAUCCUCACCCAGAGCCACCCUUGUAUCCUCACCCAGAGCCACCCGUGCAUCCUCACCCAGAGUCAUCCGUGCAUCCUCACCCAGAGCCACCCGUGCCUCCUUACCCAGAGCCACCCGUGCCUCCUCACCCAGAGCCACCCAUGCAUCCUCACCCAGAGCCACCCAUGUAUCCUCACCCAGAGCCACCCGUGCAUCCUCACCCCGAGCCACCCGUGCCUCCUUACCCAGAGCCACCCGUGCCUCCUCACCCAGAGCCACCCAUGCAUCCUCACCCAGAGCCACCCGCGCAUCCUCACCCAGAGCCACUCGCGCAUCCUCACCCAUUGCCACCUGUGCAUCCUCACCCAGAGCCACCCGUGCAUCCUCACCCAUUGCCACCCGUGUAUCCUCACCCAGAGCCACACGUGCAUCCUCACCCAUUGCCACCCGUGCAUCCUCACCCAGAGCCACCCGGGCAUCCUCACCCAGAGCCACCCAUGCAUCCUCACCCAGAGCCACCCGUGCAUCCCCACCCAGAGCCACCUCCUCAUUCACCAGAUCCUGAUGAUCAUGACCUACCUAUAACUUCUUAUCCCAUCCCGCCCACUCUUCCUCAGUCACUCCCACCCUUUCCUUCUCGUCCACCGAAGGGAUUUAUCCCACCAGCAACCUUAGACCCAGGCAUUACUCCUGAGCCAGGAGCUUACACCUUCGGACCAAUACCAGAACCCCAGACGUAUUCACCAAAAACAACUACUGCGGAUGCUACUCCUCAUACCUUAAACCCUGAUCUAACUACUGAGCCAGGGGAUUACACCCUGGACCACCUGUUUCCACCAGAUAUCUUAGUUAUACCUCUUAAAGCUCGUGGAGCUAAAAAAUCAUUAAGAAUGCCUUCAAAGACAUUCCUCUCUUUAAGGAAUAUGGUUGGAGCCCAACGUGCGUCUCCAACCGGUGACAUGGGGGUCCAAAGUACUCCUCGUGUUGGUCGACAGGGAGUCCAAAGUACUCCCCUUUCUGGUAUGGGAGUCAAAAGUACUUCUAUGGAUCUCCUGGGUUUCCUAAGUACUGCCAAGCUUGGUGACCCACAAAAGUGGUUAACCCAGACUACAGUAUACAAGCCUGUUGAGACGUGGGUCAGUGAAUUGUUUACGAAAAGUAUGGACCCUACGUUUAACGAAAAUGCAAAUGCGAAACAUCCUCAAGCCGAAGACAUUCAAGCAAGGAGUUCGGUAGCCAACAAUAUGGCGACCACAUUCUCGCCAGGUGUUCGUCAAGGCAGGCCUGCUAGUCCUACGCAUCCAGACGAUUAUGGCUACUCCACGGCUACGGGACAACAGGAUAAGUUUAUUAGUGAGAACAACCUAGGUAUGGUGGCGCUUGGAACUACCCCGGAGGCUGGAGACCACACCAUGACAACCAUGAUCGAAGGAGCACCGGCUUACAGGCCCUAUGAAGUCACCAUGUCUACCGCGGCCGGAGACGUGUUGGCAGGACGUAUGUAG
Molecule: messenger RNA, 2745 nt
Organism: Helicoverpa zea (corn earworm)
Lineage: Eukaryota; Metazoa; Arthropoda; Insecta; Lepidoptera; Noctuidae
Product: extensin-like
Exons: 6
Coding region: 1-2745 (914 amino acids)
Source: RefSeq, a predicted model, not a curated record